Messenger RNA from Macrosiphum euphorbiae (potato aphid), 249 nucleotides. The record is from the annotation of a GenBank genome assembly. NCBI's taxonomy places the organism in Eukaryota, Metazoa, Arthropoda, Insecta, Hemiptera, Aphididae.
AUGCGGUCCGGUGACACCCUGGGCUUUCAGAUAUUUACCGUGCACUCCUCAAUACCUACUUUCCCCACGAAAAAGACCGUUUCUAAAGGUCAGGACCAUGUCGCGAACCGGGAUUCGACAGAACGCGCGAAUCACCGGCUCGAGUCGCUGAUAAGAGACCAGCCCGGGCGUUCUAAAAUGCAAAAAACCCAGGGCUUGAAACAAUUAUCGUUCGUGGACUUGGCCGGGACUGCGCAGGGCAGUCUGUAA